UUGUCCAUUUGCAGUUACGUGUCCUCUGAGUCAGACAAACAUAAACUGUAACACAACACAUCCACAUUCAAAUUACGUUUUCUAACUUGAUUCUUUCUCUAUCCCUGUUGGAAUUCACGUCAACUUAGAUGCCCAGAAAACUUGUACAAGUGAAGAGAUGAUUGAAUAUUGAAUUUAGUGCUAACAAAGGAUGAUGAGAGACAAGAGAGACAUAAGGCCUGUUAUCUUGAAAUUUGGGGUUGCUUUAGCUCUUUCUCUUGGUGGAAUUAUCUUUACCUUUUUCAGAAGCAAAAGAAUCAAGCCCUCCAAUUCCUCUACCAGUUCAGGUGGUAAAAAAGGUGAGCUCAAAAAUGAUGAUCAGACAACACCUGCCUCGCGGAAAUCAGUUUUCGAUGUGCCAGAGAGAUAUGAGGAGAUCUCCAUAUCAAAAAGCAUUAUUGAGAGUUCUAAAAGUGGUCCAUCUACAAUUUGUAGGUCUGAUGGAGAUAGAGAUGGGCUUCUUUUGCCGGAGUUCAAUGAACUUGUAAAGGAAUUCGGUUUUUCACCUAGUAAGGAUGUCGAAACGCCACUGCAGGAUGCAGAUUCACUAAAAGAAUACAAAAUUGUUGGAAGGGAUGACCAUGAGCAAGAGAUUAAGAACAUGAAGACUAUUGUUAAAACUCUUAAAGAAAGGGAGAGAACUCUUGAGAACCAACUGCUUGAGUAUUAUGGCCUCAAGGAGCAAGAAAAUGCCGUCAUGGAGCUUCAAAAUCGUCUAAAGAUACACAAGAUGGAGGCCAAGCAUUUGGGGUUAAAGAUCGAGUCUUUGAAGGCAGAGAAGAUUGAAUUAGAGGCUCAAGUGGCUGAUUAUGCAAAGGUUGUGUCAGAUCUUGAAGCUGCGAAAUUGAAAAUAAAGCAGCUAAGAAAGAAACUCAGGUUGGAAGCUGAUCGUCACAAGGAACAGAUUUUAUCCCUUAAAGAAAGAGUUCUGAAGCUGCAGAACGAGGAAAAGAAUGCUGUUGAAACUGAAUCAGACGUUCCGUUACAGCUCCAAAAACUCAAUGACUUGGCAAGCGAGGCUGAUGAGUUGAGGAAAUCUAACCAAAGCUUAAGAGCAGAAAACUUGACACUGGCUGAGAGACUAGAAUCUGUUCAGACCCUUGCCACUUCUGUUCUUGGAGAUGAUGAAGUGGAAGCACUGAAAGAAGAAUGUCAACGACUGAGAAAGCAAAAUGAAGAUUUAUUAAAUGAAGUUGAGCAGCUUCAAGCAGAUCGCUGCAGUGAUGCUGAGGAACUAGUCUAUCUUCGAUGGUUAAAUGCUUGCUUGCGAUAUGAACUGAGGAACUAUCAGCCUGUCCAAGGGAAAACAACUGCAAGGGACCUCAGUAAAACAUUAAGCCCCAAGUCCGAAAAGAAAGCCAAGCAACUAAUUCUUGAAUAUGCAAAUAAAGAAGGCCAAGCGGAUAAGGGGAUCCACAUUCCAGAUUUUGAUUCUGAAUUGUUAUCCUCCCAGGAAUCCUAUCUUUCAGACUCUUGUGAGUUUGAUGAUACUUCUAUUGAUAAUUAUUCAGCACAUAAGGCUGACUCUUCAAACAAAAGUAAAGUCUUUGGUAAGCUUAUGAGAUUAGUACGGGGAAAGGACCAUCAUCGUAGUCAGAGUUCUCCUGAAAUCGUUCACAGUCACAGUUCUUCUGGUUACAAUUCAGAUACAGCUGUUAUAGAUGCUGGAGCUAUUAGGCUCCGUAGCAGAUCAAGAACAUCAUCUCAGGGUUCAUCCAAACAAUUUAUAGAUUUCCAUUCAGUUUAUCAAGGUUCAAGGAGCGAUAAAGGAGAAAGCAGAAAAAAUUUGACACGUAUGAGGAGAUAUAGUGAUGUGGGCUCAUUAGAUUAUAUCUCUAAACGUCUUGCUGAUUCACCCCAAGAAAAAAGAAAUGACCAUGACCAAGAAAAUGUGCAGAAAUCUGAGUUAAUGAAAUAUGCAGAAGUUUUGAAAGGUUCUCGCUCUAAAGCAUCAGUUCGCAAGAGAGCAGCAUCAAUUAGUUUCUUCUGACUUCUAUAAAUAUAAAAGACUUGCUUCUUUUUUUGUUUCCCCAACAUUGUUGCCCCUCUUUAUGGAUAGAGGUAGACAUAGGUUCUAUAGUUGUGUGAUCCUUCAUCAUGCAAAUCAACUUAUUGCAACAUGAUUACUUCAGUUGUUUACACUGUGUAGUCCUACAAAGAUUCCAAAUGUAACAUACAAACUAGUGUGCAGCUUCUUACAUGGAAGUUAUCAUGAGGAAAUUUUGAUUAGCAAAAGGAAACAGAAGAAAAGAGUAUACAUGUGUGUAACAUUAGAUAUCAAUGUUUGAUUUUCUAUGUA
Molecule: messenger RNA, 2338 nt
Organism: Lycium ferocissimum
Lineage: Eukaryota; Viridiplantae; Streptophyta; Magnoliopsida; Solanales; Solanaceae
Product: protein CHUP1, chloroplastic-like
Exons: 5
Coding region: 191-2029 (612 amino acids)
Biological process (GO): chloroplast organization
Cellular component (GO): chloroplast outer membrane
Source: RefSeq, a predicted model, not a curated record